Messenger RNA from Hypoxylon trugodes, 1548 nucleotides. Its product is annotated as putative maltose permease. Gene Ontology annotation, molecular function: carbohydrate:proton symporter activity. Gene Ontology annotation, cellular component: membrane. Gene Ontology annotation, biological process: carbohydrate transport; transmembrane transport. NCBI's taxonomy places the organism in Eukaryota, Fungi, Ascomycota, Sordariomycetes, Xylariales, Hypoxylaceae. The transcript is spliced from 8 exons. The coding region runs from base 1 to 1548 and encodes 515 amino acids. The record is from RefSeq and is a predicted model, not a curated record.
AUGUCGACAGUCCCGGAUAAAGAAUGGGGGGUGAAGGAUCACUGGAAGGCGAUGAUUGCGAUGACUCUGGUAUCCCUGAGUUCAUUCCAAUAUGGUCUCGACUUCGGUAUUAUAGGAGGUUUACAGGCUAUGAGAGGAUUCCUACAGGUUUUCGGAGAGGAAGACCCGUCGAUUCCCCUUGGAUAUAACAUAGCAUCCGACCGACAGCAACUAAUUGCUUCUUUGAUGGUCCUUGGCGCUUUCGUAUCCUCCUCGUCUGCCGGGUUCACUGCCAAAUAUGCUGGCCGAAAGUUAUCUCUGUGGAUAGCAUGCAUUGGUGUCUUUAUAUCAACUGCUGUGAUGCAGACUACCACUAGUAUAGGGGGUCUAUACGCCGGAAGAUUGCUCAUCGGUCUUGCUAAUGGUCUACUAAUGACACAUUCCCAACUUUAUGGUAUUGUUCCAAGCAUAUACAGAGGUCUAGGCAUUUCCACCUUCUCGUAUUGGAUCUCGUUUGGAUCCUUGAUCGGAACCAUUGUCGACAACUUCGCCGCGAAAAACCCUACUAGGGACGCCUACAUAACCCCUCUGGGUAUCGUCCACAUCGUUCCCGGUAUCUUGACAAUUGGCCUCUUCUUUAUCCCCGAGUCGCCUCGAUGGCUUGCUGCAAGGGGUGAAUUUGAAAAAGCCCAGGAUUCCCUACAGUGGUUAAGGCCUCGAGGAUGGGCUGUCACAAAGGAGAUGGAUGACAUGAAGACGACACUCGAAGCCGAGGCCCAAUUGCAAUCUAGCAUUGGGUAUAUAGAUCUCUUUAAGAACCGGAUUGACGCUCGCAGGACCACUGUUGCUGUACUUGCAUUGACCAGCCAAGCUGCGUCUGGAGCUAUGUUCGUUAUAUCUUACGGAACGUAUUUCUUCGAAAUGGCCAAUGUCGGAAAUGCUUUCGAAAACUCCUGCAUUCUUACCGGUGUCGGCGUAGCCGCGCUCCUAGCUACCGCUCUUAUAAUCACGAAGUUCGGCCGUCGGCGACUCAUGAUGCUUACGGGAUUCCUACUCUGUGGUAUUUCGCAGUUAGUCAUGGCCAUAGUCUACACGGUUCAACCCAACACCGAAAGUUCCGGUAAAGCACUCGUCGGAAUGAGCGUUCUUUACAUAAUUGCGUACAACUCUAUGGUCGCGCCAUAUGCGUGGUUGUCUGGAGGAGAGCUCUCUUCGCAACGUCUACGUUCGCACACAUUUGGUUUAGCUACUGGAAUAGGGUUUUUCUUUGCUGUAACUUUCACUGCGCCCUACUUUAUUAACCCCGACUCUCUUAACUGGGGACCCAAGUACGGAUAUAUUUGGACUGGAGCUUGUGCCGCGGCCGGUAUCUGGAUAUAUUUCUUCCUACCAGAAGUUAAGGAUCGCACAUUGGAAGAGAUUGAUGAAAUGUUCGAGGCCCGAGUCCCUGCUCGAAAGUUCCGCAAGUACCGAUGCACCGGGCACCACGCAGUCCUCGCCGAGAAAGUUCAGACCGAAUAUGUCGAGGAGGGCGUUGGAAAUAAUAAAGCCAUCGAUGCAAAGAAUUAG